CAGCAAUCCUCAUUGUAGUGGGGUGGAGAGGAAUCUAGGUGAGAAAUCUCCUUAUAAGAAUUUUAAGUAGAUAUGACUCACUUCUGGGGUGCUGAAGGUGUUAUUCUCUCUCUACGCACAAGCACAUGCAAGACGGGUCAUCUCAUCAUGGACAGUAAUGUGGGAUUUGCAAAAGAUCUUGUGGCCCAGAGGAGGCAACACCCCUGGGAAUGGAUACCAGAGCCCAACAAGGAGGGUUACAGAGUUGAAAAAGUCUGCUACACUUCCCUAUGCAUGACUUCCUUCCCCAGGGUAACCCCUUUUGAGAGUUAUUCACAGCCAGAAGCCCCAGGGAAUACAAAGCAAGAAGCCCUGGGAGGCCAGACUUCCAGGAGUAUGGAAUAUAAAUCAGGAAAAUACUUAGGAGUAAAAAGGACACCGAGGAGGAAGCUACAAGUCCUAAUAUCAUGAAAAACAAUCAGGUAAUGGGCAGGGAUGGUGCUGCAGAAGUGAGAGUAGUUGAAGAAGAGAACUAUGAGAAAGUUUUGACCCUUUCCUGGGUGAUGCUUAUUAGGUUGUAGAAAGUAAAGUCUAGGAACAAUGAUGUUGGCACUCUCUCCCCAUAAAUAUUUUUCAGUGACUUUAGAGAACAAUAAAUUAUCCCUUCUGUAAGGGACUUGCAGAACAUCUAUUUAAACUUUCUUUUUUUUAGAAAAGAGGAAGCUGAGGUUAGGUGAAGAGAAGUUUCCCAGUGUGCAUUGCCGGUUAGUGGCAAAACACGUUUACAAAGCCAAACCUGUGACUUCAGAGAAAAUGCCUUCUUUUAUGCUACAAGUCUUCUAGAUCAAUUCCUAGGAGGAAAGGGGAAGCUCUGACCACAUUGGAUUUCUCUCUGAGACUUCCUUGUGGAUAUCUCCUUCAGUGACCAUCUUUUAAAAGGCAUAAUGUGUCCACUGGGUGAGUUAUCAUUAGGCACUAUGGACCUUAGCCUUCAGAGAUUGUUUCCAGAGUUUCUGCAAUUAUUUAUUUUCCCAUCUCUUCUUCUUCUAGUCCUUAAAAGAAAAAUCCUCAAACUUCAGAGGGACCUCCUGAAAGAGGUGUCAACAGUCACUUUUUAGGGGAAGAUAUUUUUCUUCCUGACAGCCAAUUAUUGCUGGUUAUUUUAUCAUUGGAAAUUAUAAGAAAGAGAGAGGUCAGAAUUUUCCUGUCUCUCCUAUUUCCUGAUGUUGGAGGAGAGAAGAAAUAUAGUUGUCUGAGUCUCUGUAGUCCAAUAUUAUUAAAAAAAAUUAAACAGGAGGAGCAGGAGCCUUGCUUUCUAGUUCUAGCUCAGUCACCAACAGACUCUACGAUAUGAGACCAACCAUUUCUGCUUCCUGGUCUUUGGUUGCUCUACUGCAAAUUAGAGGUGAUUACAUUCUACAUUCUUGACAUUAGGAACAUUUCCUGAAUCAAAGAAGAAGCCUACAUUGCUAGUCCUCUGUCCUUGCCCCUCAGUCCUGGGAAUGAUGGUUCAUGUCAACCACACUUGGACCCAAAAUUUCAUCCUUGCUGGUUUCACUACUACUGGGACUCUGCAACCUCUUGCCUUCUUGGGGACCCUGUGCAUCUAUCUCCUCACCCUGGCAGAGAAUCUGUUCAUCAUUGUCCUUGUUCAAGUAGAUUCUGGACUGUCCACACCCAUGUACUUCUUCAUCAGUGUCCUCUCCUUCUUGGAGCUCUGGUAUGUCAGCACGACUGUGGUCACGCUUCUGCAUACCUUGCUCCACAGACAUUCACCCAUCUCAUCUGCUUUGUGCUUCAUCCAGCUUUAUGUCUUCCACUCCUUGGGCAUGACUGAGUGCUACCUGCUGAGUGUCAUGGCUCUGGACCGCUACCUUGCCAUCUGUCUCCCACUCCACUAUCAUGCACUCAUGAGCAGACAGAUACAGCUCUGGCUAGCAGGGGCCACUUGGGUGGCUGGCUUCUCAGCAGCAAUUGUGCCAGCCAGUCUCACAGCCACUCUUCCUUUCUGCUUGAAGGAGGUGGCCCAUUACUUUUGUGACCUGGCACCACUGAUGCAGUUGGCAUGUGUGGACACAGGCUGGCAUGCUCGGGCCAAUGGGACAGUGAUUGGUGUGGCCACUGGAUGCAACUUUGUGCUAAUUUUGGGACUCUAUGGGGGCAUCCUGAAAGCUGUACUGAAGCUACCCUCAGCUGCUAGCCGUGCCAAGGCCUUCUCUACCUGUUCUUCCCAUAUGACUGUAGUAGCACUAUUCUUUGGUUCUGCCUUCACAGUGUAUGUGAGUUCAUCUGGGAGUCGACCUGAGGGUACAGACAAGCUUAUUGCCUUGAUGUAUGCCCUUCUUACCCCUUUCCUCAAUCCCAUCGUCUAUACCCUUCGAAACAAGGAGGUGAAAGAGGCUGUGAAGAGGGUCACUGAUAGGCUCAGGACUAUUUUGAAGGGAUCCUGAUGAUCUCCGCUGUCAUAGCCCAACUUUUUGGUAACUCUCAAAAACAGCUGGUUAGGCAACCAUCUGAUGAGAGUCAAAGUAAACAUUAGUAAACAAUCAAUCAGAUCACUGGUCACACACACUGCAAGCACUCACUGAAGAGGAUGUAGUCCUGGGUUGAUCAGAGUUGGAAUAUGUAGAGAGAAAGGAGAUAUAGUCUCUGAUUCCACCCCAACUGAAUGUAGGACAAGUGCCACAAAGGAGGAGAAACAAAAACAAAAUGUUAGGUAGGGUAUAAAGGGUCUAGCUGAACAUAUGUCUUAGAGCAGAGUCUCUGGGUGGUGUAAACAAUUAAUGCAGUCACUGCUAACCAGAUGCCUUGAGUCCACCCAGAGCUGACUCAGAAGAAAGGGCUGGUGAUGUCCUGAAAAAUUAGCCAUUAAAAGUCCUUUAAAGCCCAGUUCUACUCUGACACACACAGGGUCACCAUGAGCAGGAGUCAACUCAGUGGCAACUGGUUUGGCUUUUUUGGAUGUCUUAGAGAAAGAGCACACUACUGAGAAAAAGGAGACUAACUAAGGCUGGGAGUAGGGGCUUUAGUCAAGAUAGGAUUCCUGGAAAAAAAAUUGAGAAGGUGCCAAACAAAGUAGGCACAAAGGAGACUAAAAUAAUAGUUUGUUUCAAGUUUCAGUUGUGGAACAGUGACCUAUGGGCAGAGAGCUCUUCAGAUUGGGGAACUCAGUCAUCCUGGGUUAUCUAGUGAUCAGAGGAUGCCCAGUGAAGGGGAUUGGAGAAUGGAAACUACAGAAAACAACUUAGUCUGUAAUGGGACAAGAGCAGGUAUUGGAGAUGUGAUUGCAGUCUGAGCUGUCUUCCGAUAUCAUGGAAUACACCUUAGAAAUUAUCUGACCCCACAUUAAAAAAAAAAAAAAGUAUCAAACAAACAAGAAGCUUUGCAAAUCAUGUAUAUAGAGCACGCACAUACAAAGUAGAAAACAGGUGGAAAUAGAAAGUAGGAAUGGGGAUCUGAAGCCCUAAUCACUCCUUAUACUUUCUUUUCUCCCUCAUUUCCGACCAUCUCCUUUACUGAACAGAGUUUGAAAAUUACCACCCAAGUUCAAUCUCCACACUUUAAUGAUGAGUGAAUUGAGGGUCAAAGAUCUGCCAAAGGAUGAACAGAUAAUGACAAGGAUAGAACAAAAGCCUUGAGACUAAAUGACUGUAUGGGUCUUGAAAGUUCUCUCUUUUUUCCUCAUUCUAAUGUAUCUUAGUGCUAAAAAAUCAAAUCGACUAUUUUUGUAUGUACACUCUAAGCCAGAAACAAUGACAUCUGCUGUGAAGUAUCGUUUUUUAUUUAAUCUUCACAAUUUCUCUUUGAAAGAGGAAGAAUCACCCUGAUACUUAGAUGACGAAAAUAGAUUUCUGAACCUGCAGUAAAGAGACAUGGAUUCAAGCCCUAGACCCACUCCACCUAGUCGGGGGACCUUGGUAAGGCUACCUCAGCCUCAUUCUCUCUGUCUGUACAAAUGAUACGCUGGGAGUAGAUGAAUGUUCAUAUUUCUUCCAGCCUGGGGAGUUUCGAUUCUAUAAUUGCAACACUUCUAAAGAAAGCAGGACCAGAACCAGGCCCAGAUGGGUAGGGAAAGGUGUUGGUCCAAAUCCCAGUUUUGCCAUUUUUUGUCUACAUGAUCCUGGGUAAAAAACAUAACCUCUCUCUGACCUCAGUUUCCUGUUCCUUAUAAAAGGAUAGAAGAAUUUUCUACAACA
Molecule: messenger RNA, 4175 nt
Organism: Loxodonta africana (African savanna elephant)
Lineage: Eukaryota; Metazoa; Chordata; Mammalia; Proboscidea; Elephantidae
Product: olfactory receptor 6N1-like
Exons: 1
Coding region: 1482-2429 (315 amino acids)
Biological process (GO): G protein-coupled receptor signaling pathway
Cellular component (GO): membrane
Molecular function (GO): olfactory receptor activity; G protein-coupled receptor activity
Source: RefSeq, a predicted model, not a curated record